UAGAAGACACUAGACAAAUCGUUUCGGAAUUACGUUUUCACGCGGGUGUUCACCAGUGUGUAAGCAACUCAACAAGCGGAACGAAACUGAACGUCAGUGGUCGAUAUUUUGCAAGUGUUAUUCAUAAUGUCGAUGAUGAAAGUGGUGGUCUUCUUAGUUGCUGUUGCAGCAACCAGAGCUUUGCCGCUCUCAAAAGUGCACGUGAAAUUUAUUUCUCCUCCGCACAUUUAUGAGCACGGUAUUACGACAGACGGGGAUCGGACGAUAGAUCAGACGUCUUACGUCUCUAUUGGGAGAAGAAGCACGACAGGAAACCCUACAGAAUUUGGGCAACGAUUACACAACAAAGGUAACGUUGCACCAUAUAUAAAGCCGGAAAAUGCAGAAUCUCUGUGGCCGGUAGGCGUUUUCAUUCCACCAGUGGAUAUCAAUGAUCUUGGUUACAGUUCGCGAGAAUCAAGGCAUAUGACACCUGACUUUUCCAAUGGGCUUGAAUACCACGACCCGUAUUUAUUGACCGGUGAGGAAGCAAUGCUCGCUGUAAAAUAUCUUUAUAGCCAGGGCGAGUUAUUUUACGAUGAUAUUCCACAUGAAAGAGCACUGCUGAAAAACCAGGAAGAAAGGAGGCGAAACGGCCUUCAUGGGCACAUAUUGAGAAGUUUGAGGCCCACCUCGCCAUUCUCUAGAAAAGCUUAACGUAGAGGAAUUUAUUAACAGUAAUGUUAUUUAUUUAUGAAUUGACUAACGGACAUCGCAUGUUGGUAAAAGAAAAUGAUAAGGUCUUUUUAAUAUCAAGCAGAAAAUGUAUCCCAUCUUUAUUUAGUAUAAUUCGAAAAAACCAACUUCUUUGCUUCCUAUUUUGAAAUUCUUCAACAUAAAAAUAAUUACAUUUUGUCUUUUUACGCAGUCCGCACUCAACAGUCUCGCAAUUGUAAUGUACACAAAUGAUCGUGACCGCUAUUAAUUACAAUAAAACAUCGUACUAAUCACCGUACAACGU
This is a messenger RNA of Bombus terrestris (buff-tailed bumblebee), 1000 nucleotides long. RefSeq lists its product as uncharacterized. The transcript has 5 exons. Bases 127 to 696 code for a protein of 189 amino acids. The record is from RefSeq and is a predicted model, not a curated record. Lineage: Eukaryota; Metazoa; Arthropoda; Insecta; Hymenoptera; Apidae.